Didymodactylos carnosus is the source of this 1023-nucleotide messenger RNA. The record is from the annotation of a GenBank genome assembly. NCBI's taxonomy places the organism in Eukaryota, Metazoa, Rotifera, Eurotatoria, Philodinida, Philodinidae.
AUGAGCCAAUCAAUAUUGGCAAAUAAAUCAGAUGCAUCAUUUUCAACAGCAACAGUAAGAGAAUCUAUCACUUCACCAACAUCUCCAGCAACAACGACACCGAUGAUAAAAAAAACACCUUCACCUCGUCGACAAACAUCAAGAACUAUAAAUUCCAUUAAUAAUAAUCGUACAUCACCACAACCACUGAAUGAAACAACAACCACUAAUAGUGCACGUGUAAUUAAGCCGAUAGCUGUUCGACCAUCAGAUUCUGUGCCAUACAAUCUCAGAAGUCGUUCAAAAUUAAAACCAAAUGAUCAAUCAAGAUUAAUACCAUCGUUUAAUGAAAAAUUAUCGUUAGGUAAAACGUCAACAGAACAAUCAUUGAAUACUUCGCCUUCUGCUGAUGAUGAACAACAAAAUAGACUUUUAUCCGUGCCUACAACUUCAGUAUCGAAUGAAACAGUACAACAAAAGUCAAAUCAAAAACUAAUAUCUCCACCAUUCACUCGAUCAGCUGCUGCUUCAGCCGGUGUCAAAAUUGACGAUUUAGUUGGUUUAUCGACACCUGUGUCGUGCGAAUUUACAGUACCAGAUGUGCCAUCUGUUCAAGCAACGACUUAUGCAACGAACAUCACGAAUACGACUAAUAAUAGUGCCAGUAUGAACGUAACAAAAACAAUGCGAAAUCAGCCUCAAACACAACAACAGAAUCAACAACAACAACAACAACAUGCCGUUAUGACACGUUAUGCAACACGUAAACGUAAAUGCGAAGAUGAUCAUCGACCAUAUUUAGAUUUAUUGAAAAUGAAACAGAUAACACAAUCAAUGCGUCAUCAAAGUGGUCCGUCACGCGAUCCAGAUGAUGAAGACAGCGGAUGUGAUUAUGAUUCUCCCGCUCAUUCGCCAGUUGAAUUUACCGAUUUACCACCACAACAAUUUGAAGAUAGCAAUAUGAGUUACGAUUCUGGUUUUUCCGCUGGUUCCGGUGAUCGUAAAUAUACAGAUCUUGAUAUUACUGAAAUUGAAAAUCAUUAA